AGGUAAAGCACAACAUACGGCCAUAGCUCCGCGCAACGGUUGCGCAUCCAUCAUUCGCGCCUACGCGUGCCCAUAGUCGGGAGCCACGAAUCAAUACCUCUGGGAGGAUCUAUCUUCUCGAGCGCUUUCCGCGAUUUCUCUUCGUUUCUUAGCCAUGGCAGGCCGCUCUCAAACACCGGCCAAGCGCCUCUUAGUCGAGCUCCAGACAUAUCAGACUGACCCGAACGAUGCGCUACUUCACCUAGGCCCUGUCAGCGAUGACGAGCUGACGCGCUGGACCGCUGUCAUGAAAGGCCCGACGGGGACGCCAUACGAAAAUGGGCGCUGGUUGCUCACUAUCAAUAUUCCGCCAAACUACCCUCUCACGGCGCCGAUUAUAAAAUUCGUCACACCAAUAUGCCACCCGAACGUCCACUUCAAAACUGGGGAAAUUUGCCUUGACACGCUGAAGACGGCGUGGUCGCCGGCUUUUACCAUCUCCUCGACCAUGACAUGCGUGCACCAGCUGCUGACGAGCGCUGAGCCGGACAGUCCCCUCAAUAUCGAUAUCGCGCAGCUGUUUCGGCAAGGCGAUAAACUGGGAGCGGAGAGCUUGAUCAGGUUUUACACUGCGACUGAGAGAUAUGAGGGUCCAGAAGGGAGGUAGUAAGCGGAAGUAUAUUUUGUAUGGACGGUGGGGGGAAAGACAAGAAUGAAACUCGGCUUGGGGCGAGAUCGCUUCAAGCUUCGAUAUCCGACCAAGAUCGGCGCACUGGGUGGGUACAGGGUUUUGGGCUUGGUAAGAAAGGAUACCAAGGACGUGCAUGCAAGAUGAUACAGCACUGGUGUUGUUAUCAAGCAUUUUUCUCCUACUCAUGCGGAAAGUCUACGUGGAGCUGAUCUGUGUAAGGUCCUGAGUCCUGUCUGAAGUCGUGUCUCUUUCUCUGAGAUGGUGCAACACUAAAUAAUGUGUGGGAAAUAUUGGGUCCAGGUAGGG
Aplosporella prunicola CBS 121167 is the source of this 976-nucleotide messenger RNA. RefSeq lists its product as uncharacterized. Gene Ontology annotation, molecular function: ubiquitin conjugating enzyme activity. Gene Ontology annotation, cellular component: nucleus. Bases 155 to 646 code for a protein of 163 amino acids. The record is from RefSeq and is a predicted model, not a curated record. Gene Ontology annotation, biological process: protein polyubiquitination. NCBI's taxonomy places the organism in Eukaryota, Fungi, Ascomycota, Dothideomycetes, Botryosphaeriales, Aplosporellaceae. The transcript is spliced from 2 exons.